AUGAGUCGAAAUCUACUGACAAAACAUGUAGCUGCAGUUCUAAAACACCAAAAAGACCCAAUAAAAGCUUUACAAACAUUCUAUUCUGUAAAAAAUGAAGACGGAUUCAAACAUAAUCUCACAACUUACAAAUGUAUUAUCGAAAACCUCGGUCGAAACAGUGAAUUCGAAGCAAUGGAAAACAUGUUUUCAGAAAUGAGAUCAAAUAUUGACAAUAGCUUAUUAGAAGGAGUUUAUAUUUUUGCAAUGAAAAUUUAUGGUAAAAAAGGAAAGAUUCAAGAAGCUGUUAAUGUGUUUGAAAGAAUGGAUUUUUAUAACUGCGAACCGACGAUUAUUUCGUAUAAUGCGAUAAUGAAUAUAUUGGUUGAGUUUGGUUUUUUUGAUCAAGCACAUAAGGUGUAUAUGAGGAUGAAGGAUAAAGAGAUUGUUUCGGAUGUUUAUACUUUUACGAUACGAAUUAAGGCUUUUUGUAAGAGUAAAAGGACGUUUGUCGCGCUUCGAUUACUAAAGAAUAUGCCUGUUGUGUACGGAUGUGAGAUAAAUUCCGUUGCGUAUUGUACGGUGAUUGGUGGUUUUUAUGAGGAGAACAAUGGAGUGGAUGCGCGUAAGGUGUUUGAUGAAAUGCUUGAGAGAAAUAUGUUUGUUGAUGUUGUUAGUUUUAAUAAAGUUUUGCAUGUUCUUUGUAAGAAAGGGGAGGUUAUAGAAAGCGGGAGACUUUUUGGAAAGGUUUUGAAGAGGGGUAUGUGUGCAAAUGUGUUUACAUAUAAUAUAUUUAUUCAGGGUUUGUGUAAGAAUAGGAGGCUUGAUGAGGCUGCAAAGAUGCUGGGUGGCGCUAGUAGAGAAGGUUUAACGCCUGAUGUUGUAACUUUUAAUACACUUAUAACGGGUUUAUGCAGGAAUGCAAAGGUUUUGGAGGCUGAGAGCUACUUAAUGAGCAUGAUAAAUAAAGGGCUUGAACCUGAUGAUUUUACGUACAAUUCAAUUAUUGAUGGGUACUGUAAACUAGGUAUGGUGGAAAGAGCUUCUAAGAUCAUGAAAGAUGCGGUUUUUAAGGGGUUUAAGCCGGAUAAGUUUACUUAUUCGUCAUUAAUCUAUGGAUGUUGUCAAGAAGAUGACAUGGAUAGAGCUAUGUCGGUUUUUAGAGAUGCGUUAAGUAAAGGGGUGAAACCGAAUACAAUUAUGUAUAAUACAUUGAUCAAAGGUUUGUCUAAACAAGGCCUUAUUUUGCAAGCAUUGGACCUAAUGGAAGAAAUGCAAAAAAAAGAGUGCAGUCCUGAUACGUGGACAUAUAAUUUACUGAUAAAUGGGCUAUGCAAGAUGGGGUGUGUAUCGGAUGCUAGUAACCUCAUGAAUGAGUCUUUGGCUAAAGGUUUUGUUCCCAAUAUUUACACAUUUAAUACUCUAAUAGAUGGUUAUUGUAAGCAGUUGAAGAUGAGUGACGCCAUUGAACUUAUGCAUAACAUGUGGGAUUAUGUGACCCCUGAUGCUAUCACGUAUAACACAGUCUUAAAUGGUCUUUGUAAAACUACCAAGUUUGAUGAUGUGAUUGGAACAUUUCGUGAAAUGGUUGAUAAAGGGUUUGUGCCAAAUGUAAUUACGUAUAAUGCCUUGAUUGAAAGCCUCUGUAAAGGUCGGAAAUUAGAAAAAGCCAUGGAAGUUUUCAAGGAAAUGGAGAAAAGUGGCAUAGCUCCAGAUGAAAUUAGUUAUGGCACAUUGAUUAAUGGGUUUUGUGAAAAUGGUAAUCUCGAAGGAGCUUUUGAUCUCUUCCAAAAGAAGGUGAACACACAUAAAUUACCCCAUACGACUGCCAUAUUCAACAUCAUGAUAAAAGCUUUUAGUGACAAGCUGAAGAUGGAUGACUCACUUAAGCUUUUCAAUAUAAUGCCUGAGAAUGGGUGCCAACCAGAUGACUUCACGUUCCGUUGCAUGAUUGAUGGGUUUUGUAAAGCAGGAAACGUUGACAACGGCUACAAGUUCCUUCUUGAUAAAAUUGAGUGUGGUUUCACACCGUCAGUUUCCACGUUUGGGCAGGUGAUAAAUUCUCUUUGUGUUAAGAAUAGAGUGCUUGAAGCAGUAGGUAUCAUUCACAUCAUGGUGCGGGAAGACGUUGUCCCUGACACUGUAAAUACCAUAUUUGAAGCUGAUAAAAGGGCAGUGGCAGCUCCAAAGAUUGUUGUAGAAGACAUGCUUAGAAAGAGUCAUAUUACUUAUUUUGCAUAUGAACUCUUGUAUGAUGGUGUAAGAGAUAAGAAGCUCCUUAAAAAGAAGAUUCUGAAUAGAAAAAACAAAAAUACAUAAUCCAUAAAUGUUUUUUGAAAAAUUUGUAGGGGUGAUUUUUCCCCUUUGUAUUGCAAUUCAGUUCACGGCUGGAGUUAUGUAUAGCUCAAGGUUCAGUUGAACCCAUUU
Molecule: messenger RNA, 2406 nt
Organism: Erigeron canadensis
Lineage: Eukaryota; Viridiplantae; Streptophyta; Magnoliopsida; Asterales; Asteraceae
Product: putative pentatricopeptide repeat-containing protein At1g74580
Exons: 1
Coding region: 1-2298 (765 amino acids)
Molecular function (GO): protein binding
Source: RefSeq, a predicted model, not a curated record